Ruditapes philippinarum (Manila clam) is the source of this 11722-nucleotide messenger RNA. RefSeq lists its product as uncharacterized. The record is from RefSeq and is a predicted model, not a curated record. Lineage: Eukaryota; Metazoa; Mollusca; Bivalvia; Venerida; Veneridae. The transcript has 4 exons. Bases 1098 to 9239 code for a protein of 2713 amino acids.
UUUUGGGUCAAAAGGUCAAGGUCACUAUUGCCUUGAAAUUGAAAGCAGUUUCCGCAGGAUAACUAAAGUUCCAUUUUGCCCACAUUUUCAAACUUCAUAGGAUGAUUGUCCAUAUUAGAUAGAAGACCCCUAUUGAUGUUGGGGUCACAAGGUCAAAGGUUAAGGUCAUUAUUAAUAACCUAAGCAUUAAUCAACCUACAGCUGUAAAAUUCUAUAGGAUGAACAGCUAAUUCCCAUGUCUUACAAAUGCUUCAUCCUUACUAAAAAGAACAAAACACUUUCAAGCAUAUAAUGCUCCGCCUGGCUGUGCUUUUGUUACACUAUGUCAGAAAAGAAUCCCCUUCAAAUUCUAUUAAAAAUCAACUUAAAGUAAUUUGUUUGAUUUGUUAGACUUAAUUAAAAAAUAUACUAGCUAUUGAUUUCAGUGGUAGGAAAAUCACAAACUAUUGAAACCACUGGUGAGUAGUGUAAUGAGUAAAUGUGAAAAAAAAUACACUAAAAUACAAAAUAACAAUAAAAAUGAAUUUUGCCUUAAAAGGACGCAAAACUCCCCUUCUUUAGGGUGUGGGUACCUGUCCCCUAAAGGUGUCUAGUGCCCUGCAUUCACUCUAGGCAUAAUAGUUUGUGCUUUUGAAUUUUUAUUAUUUAAAAACCAACAUUGUUGCUUUCAGUCAGUACAUAUAUAUUGCAUGGAGAUAGAUAAUCACCACUCUGUGCUUCGAAAAAAGCUUUUUAAGAGCAUGACUGGUGACAUGUUUGGGGUCUAUACUUCACAGCUGUGGCAUAUAAAAUUGUCUAAGUAUUCAUGUGACAAGAGCACAGCUAUGAAAUAAACAUGCUUAGUUUUGGACAAAUGUUAUAAAUGAGUAUCCUCUCUGACUGUUUAAACAUUAUGUUUGAUAACUUUAAAUUUUAUGUACUUAAAACAAAUUUGUAUUCGAGAGAUAAUGCCACGCCUAUGCGGUGCUUUUGUUUUGUUUGGCCUCAUCUUAUUUUCUCUUGUUUUGUUUGGCCCAAUUUUAUUUUCUCUUGUUCUAUGUUUUACAAUUGAUGGAAGCUUUCAUUAACCAGAUGUAUCAAUUUCAGGUGGUUCAAAAAUGCGUCACAGACGAAAUGAAUUUAAUGAUGGAAGAAAGCAGUAUGGAGAUAAAAGGAGAGGAAACACGUACAAACCUUGGGAUCAGCAUAUGUACAGGGAACAUUUGCCAAGGGACAGAUAUUCUAGUAGCAACAUUAAUGAAGAUAGACAGUCUUCUGAAGCAAGAUAUUCAGGAAGUUUAUCUGGAUUUGAUUGUGGACUUGGGAAACUUACUGAGUAUAAGGAGUACCUGAAUAACAAGUAUUGUGACACUUCAGUAAAUGUUUGUAAUAAGUUAGAUAUUGCUGGUAAUAUGCAAAAUCCUAACAUAGACAUGAACAGAGACAUGAACAAUCUAGAUACAAGAGACAAGUUUAAAAAUACAAUGCCUGUUCAAAGGUCUGACAUUCCGAAUGAUGUUAACAAGUUACAGUAUAAUCAGUCAGUUCAUUCUAAUUAUCAAAAUCCAGAUGUAAUUGAGAAAAACAAUUUACAAAGUGAGUAUGUCAAUAAUUAUGAUCCAAGAAGUUUCGGAAGAAAUGAUGUAUUACCUAAUCAAUCAAGGUUCAACUAUGGAGUUUCAAAGUCAAAAGAACAAAAAGACUCUUACGAAUUCAAGGAGAGACAGUCUGAUGCAUUAUCAAACCAUGGUCCAUUUGAAAAAGGAAAUGUGAAUUGGAAAAGAAACGAGUCUGAUAAAUAUUUAGAUUUGCAAAGACAAAACAGUGAUUAUUUUAGAAAAGAUAGAACCAAUACUGAUCAUGUGCACCAAAAUUACCCGCUUCAAAAAUUUCAUCAUACAGACUUUUUUGCAAACAACAGUAGAGUGCAUUCUCAUGAUAAAUUUGAUAAAUUUCAUCAAGAUAGAGUACAAGUCCCUGAUACUACACAACCAAGGACAAACCAAACUUUUGGGAUUAAAAGUUCUACUUUUAAUUUAAAUUUGAAUCCAGCAGUUAGAGAUGAAAAUUAUCAGAGGUUGCCAUUAGUCCAGGAGGCACCAUAUUUUGUUAGCAGUGUUGCUAAUUUUUCUCAGCAUGGAGAACAGGUUUGGAAAGAGGUUCAACCACCAGUGUCAAGAAAUGGCUUUGAAAUAUUUCAGAGCAUCAAUAGGUCAGAGAAAUGUUUAGGUUCAAUUCAAGACACACCAGUGCCUGAAAGCUUGCCUAUAUGCAGAAGACCAAAAGACUCUUUUAGAGGUUAUCACUCUCUAAAUGCUGCUGACAGUGAAGAUAGCAUACAUCAAUCCACAGAGAGUAUCCAUCACUUAUUUGUGAGAAGUGGAACAUCACUACCUAUACAGCUUAAUAUUGAUACAAAUAUACAUGCUCCCCAAAUUCAUACAAAUAUAAUUCAAGAUGUGUCGAUGAUACCAUUACCAUUACCACCACCACCGCCACCACCUCCUCCACCUCCUUCAGCACCUUGUUAUCCUCAACAACAAUUAGAAGACAGUUCUAAUUCUACUACAUCAACUUUCGCAAAGGACAAAUUAACAAAUAAAUCACAAACCAAAUGUCCAGUUGCUACCUCUGUUAAUGUAGUGUCAUCAACAUCAACAGAUGAGGUUUCUUCAGCUGUAGAUAAACAAAACAAGGCAGAGGAAUUAAGGACAACUAGUGCACUUCCUAUAGAAAAUAAGGAAAUGAAAGAAAACUUGUCACAUCAGGAAAUGUUCAAGGCAAAAUAUUUUCAAGAAACCUGUAAUGAAGACUUUAAAGGUUCAAACUCUCCUGUCAAUGAGGAGUCAAAUGAAAGUAUGAAUAAUGACACUGUUUUUAAAAAAAGAUGUGAUCAGUCAAGAGAAUGUAAAAGUAGAUUUGACAGUGAUCAAAUAGAUGAAUUAACAAUAGAUAAAAGAAAUCCAAUUCCUGCAUCUGAAAUUAAAGGGAAUUCUAAUGGAGAUCAGGUUAAGAUACAUGAUAGAAAUACAGUAGUGAACAUUGAAGACAAGAAACUUGAAAAUAGUUGUGGAAAUAAUAUACAACAUCAAAAUAAGGAAGAUGCAAAUGAUAAACAAUACAAUAAAAGAACUAUUUAUAAACAUGGCCUGAGACAACACCAGAAUGGUAGAUUUUUUUCAAACUUAAAUGAACCAUGGAAAACAAAUGCAAAGUUUCAUAGACCAUGGCAGGUUGACCAUCGGAUGAAUGGACAAUACAGAUUCAAACAACAUAACACAAAUCGGCCAAUAAUACGACAAUCAUAUAAGAGAACAAGAAAUGAAAAUCAGAGAUUAUCUGGUCUAGGGAUACAUACCUAUAUUCGUCAUAGAGAUAACCAGAGUAACAGACACCCAAUCUCUUCAGACUAUUUUAGGCCAUGGGAGAAGCAGGGGCAGAUACAAUGUGACAUUACUGAUGAUAAGAAUGGUAAUAGGGAUCAAAUCAACACUAGCAAAUCAAUUUGCUCAUCUUUCUUUUCAACAGAUCUUUUUCCUAUCAGUGGAAAUGAAGAGUUUUGGACAAGUCCUACAGAAAUAUAUGGAUCUGACAAAAAUAGCAGAUUUUGGACAAAUAAGGAUUUAAAUACUGUGAAAUAUAAGAGGCGUUAUCAUGAUAAAGAUAAAAACAUUUCAUCUGAGAAAAAAGAAGAGAAAAGCGAAGGAAAGAAAUGUAUCACUAAAAUGGAUGAUGAAGAGAAAAUUAAAGAAGUGUCUGUAAGUACCAUAAAUGCUGCUGCAAAGAGUCAGGAAGGAAAUAAUACAGAUUCACAAGAAACUAAAAACCUGUCAUCAGAUGAUCUGUAUAAAAAGAAAAGACAAGAGAGAUAUAAUCAUGGUCAUCUAUUCACAGAGAUAAUUGCAGUAAAAAAUAGACAUGAUAAAGACAAGAAAUUUAGAGAUGAAAAAAAUGGAAUUGAAAGCAAUAGCUGUAAAGAUAUAAAUGCUGUGAGCACUAAAACAUCUCAAAAUUUUAGCAAGUCAAUAUUUGGCACUUCAAAAGGUUUAAAGAACUUAAGUCCACCAAGUACUGUAGCUAUGCCUAUUCUUUCAAUACUUGAGAGUGCAAUUUCAAAAGUUACUUCAAAAGGUCUGUCUAAAGUCGCUAAACCAGAUAUAUCAUUGGAGAACAAAUUGUUAAAAUCAGGAUUAAGUCAUAAAACAAAGCUAGGUACAUACAAAAUACCUUACUUAACAGAUAGUAAAGAAGACACAAAAAAUGACAAGAAAGUGAGAUUUAACAUGUCUUUAGAAGUGAAUGUUGAUGAAUGUAGAAGAAGUUCAACCAAGCAAAAGGAUACAUCAAGCAAAUUUAUGACUGAUAGUAAAAUAAAGAAUAAUAAGAAGUGUCUGAAAGCUGAAAAAAGAAGUCCUGACAACUUGAAAAAACAUAGAUUAAAAUCAGGUAAAGAAGCCAAGACAACUGUCUACAUGAAAAAAUUGCAUCCAAAAUUGAGACAUAAAAUUGCAAAGUCUUGUGAGGUUUCAAAAGAAAUUGAGGAUAGCAUUGCUGUGACAGGAGGUAAUAUUGAACAAAUGUCUACUGAAGGUGAAGAAAUGUAUACAAAAAAUAAUAAAAGUCAAACACAAGACAAAGUCGAAGAACAUCAGCUGGAGAUCACAAGGAAUAAAUCCUCACAUAUGACACGAGGUAAAUUUGUUCUUUUUACGCCAAAUACUUUUAAAGUUAAAGAAACAUUAAAAACAAAUCAGAAAGAGAAAACCUCUGAAAACUCGACAUAUCGCAGUGAUACAUAUGCAAAAGAAAAUUUGGACAAAGCAGUGCUUUCUGCCAAGAAACAUUUGUUAAACAGAGCUUUGGCAAUGGAGGCAUUGACCAGGGAUAAAACUAAACCUUUAGUUGAAGCAAAACAGUGUCAGAGAAAGUCUUUGAUCACAUCAGACACGGGAAGAGAGGAGCAGAAGCAUCUUGCAGAAACGUAUCUUACUGAUUUUGGGGAAAAUGUGUCUGAUAGAAUUGACAAAAGUAUUGGAAAAGAUGACAAUAAUAAUGAAAAAAACAUGCUUGAAAAUCCAGAAGAGGCUAGUAAAUAUUCUCCUUUAAAGCUUGAUCCUCCUUCAACUGAGUAUAAACCACAGAGAACUCUGAUAGGAAACUAUGCAACACAAUGUUUAUUUGGCCCAAUUGUCUCUUCAACAUACUACAAGAGACCAGGUAAAGCUAGAGUUACAAGGAAUUCUAAAGAAACAUUCACUGGCUAUUUAGGAUGCCAUGCAGGUUCAAGUCAAAAUGACAAAGUAGACUUAAAUCAAAACAUACAUAAUAACAUUUGUGACAAUAGUAAAGAUGAAUCUUGUAAUGUACAACAGAAUUUUACUAACAGUACAUCUGUAGCAGAAACAUCUCCCUUAAUUGAUGUUGUAUCAGUCAAGAGCAAUGCAUCACCUUGUGGAUUUGGGAAUUUUUCAGGAAAAGACUUUGAUAUGAAUAAUGAUGAAGUAAAGGAUAAUAUUGAUGUUGUAUCAGUCAGUUGCAGUGCAUCACCAUGUGGACUGGGGAAUUUUUCAAGAAAAGACAUUGAUACUAACAAUGAAGAACUAAAGGACAAUAUUGCAUUAGGUGAAUUUGAAAAUGUAGCACAUAUUGGAAUAAUAGAUUACCCUAAAAACUCAUGUGCCAAUAUUGCUGAUGUUUCAGAUUUAGAUUUUGAAAAGGGAAAGAAACAACUUUCUGAGAGUGUGAAUGAUUAUCAAAGACAAAAUUCGUAUGCACAACAUUCAAGCAAUAUAUAUUCUCCACCCAUCCAGUCAGUAUGGCUUAAUAAAUACUUGUGCGCUAAACAGGAGCUUGUUGAUACAUUAAAAUCAUGUCAAAAUGUAAGCUCUCCCCCAACCUCUACACUGAUGACUACCUCUAAAAAUAGUGAGAUGUUACCUGUCUGUAGUAGUACACCUGUCCACAAUUCUGAUGCAAUUGGUAUGAGCCCAAUCCUAACUAUAGACUUUGAGCACAAGUCUCCUGGAAAUUCAGUUGCUAAUACAAGUAGUACUAGUGAGUUACAGUAUGAAACAUCACAUGAGGAGAUUGAAAUGUACAGGAAUUAUCAAUUAAGCAGAGGUGUAUCAUAUUCUGAUAGUGAUGUACUUAGGUCUCCAAAUAUAGGAACAAAUGACUUUACUGAACGGAAAACAGGAGUGAUUAAUCAAAAUUCAAUUGACGUUGAAACAUUAGAAAAUGAAAACUGUUACGUUCAAAAUACAAUGUGUGUGUCUGAGAAAAAUGCUGCAGAAUCAAGCUCAGAAAUACCAUUUACUGGAAAUGGUUUUGAAAACAGUGCAGGGAACUUUGAAUCUCAAUUUAUUGAAGAUAGUAUCUCAGAUGAGAAGUCUGCAUUUCAGAAUUCAGAAGGAAAUAUUGAUUUACAACAGAAAAGAUGUGAAAAUAUCAAUAUUGUUGAAGAUUUUCUUGAUACAUCAAAGAACAUAUUUGAAGAUCUAGUGACUGAUAUCCUUACAGAUGUAGAACUGAUGUCAAGUAUACCAAUUACUACUCCAGACCUGGCUAAUGAGAACACUAAUGCAUCAAUUGAGUUUCAAAAUUCUUCUACAGACAGUUACCAGUAUCAGUUUUAUUCCCCAGAGAAUGGAACAUUGUCUCAAAUGCCAUCAUGUGAAGAGGAACACCAUUAUGGGCACUGUAACCAAACUGAUGCAAAAACAGACAGUGGAACUGUCUUUAAAUCAGCCAGAGCACCUACUCCUCUCAGACAAAGCAGAAAGCCUAGGUUUGAAAAGAGGUUUCCGAAACCACUGCCUAGAGCUAAACCACAGAAAGCAAUAAAUGCUGAAAGGAGUUUGUAUGAAGCUGCUGAGAGAUUUUUGGGAGAUUUUGACCACAAGAACAAAAGAUCAUGCUGUAAAGUAAACCCCGAAGUUAUGAAUAAUACAGAGUCGGGAAAGAUGGAGUCUGUCAAGGUUAAUAAAAAUGAGGAACAAGGGAAGAAAACUAUUGGGAAUGACAAGAUUCCUAAUAACAUGUGCAGUGAUAAAACAAAUGAACAGAUUAAACAGUUGGACAAACCAUGUGAUGUUAGUGACAAUGUAACAAAGAAAAUGUCUAUAAAAUUGAAAAAUAUGGAUUCUGAAGUACCAGUUGUUACUCGACAACAAGUAGCUAUGAAAAAGUUGAUAUUGAGAUCUAAAGGGCAGAUGAAAAUAUCAAAGCAAAAUGUACAUAAAUAUUACAAAAGCGCAUCUAAAAAGAGACAGAAUCUCCUGAAGGGAGUAUAUAAAUCGAGAGAAAAGAAUUUGGGAGACAACAGAAUUCCAAGUAUCAGACUAAAAGCAAGUAAGAAAUUGAAUGGAAAGGGAAAGAUUGCUGUAGAAAAAUGGAAAAAAAUCACCCCAACAUCUAGUGCAAAAGAACAUACAAAAGAGAAACAACAUAAAUUCCAUUCAAAACCUGAUUCAGAUGAAAAGUUUAAGGAUGCUUUCAUAAAAGAUGAAAAUAAAUUGCUAAAAUUGAAUAAGCAUAACAAAGGUAAACAUACUGCCGAGCAUCUGCAUAAAGAAUCACCAAGUCCUGUUCAUGAAAAUAAAAUAAAGAAUAAGUCUGUCAAACAUUCUACAUCAUUUAAUACCUUUAAAAAAGGAGAAAGUAAGAAGUCCAAUGAAAAAUAUGUUCGAGACUAUCCUGGUGUCUCUGAAAAAGGAAAGGGCAAAACAAAUACUGAAUCCAAGAAAAACAAGAGUAGCACAGUGGCUAGUUCACCUAAUAACCAAAGCAUGAGAUCAGCAAAAGCAGAUAUGGAUAGAAAAGUGAAGGAUAUAAUGUAUAAACAGACCUGUAGACUGUGUAGCUUCUCUUGUUACAGUGUAAUGGACAUGAAGCUUCAUUACAGCAGAAAACAUGAAAACUGGUGUCAUAGAUGCAAAAUACAGUUUAAUGAUAAGGAGUCAUGUCGUUACCAUAUAAGUCAAAACCAUAAUGCAGAGGCAUGGUGUGAUGUGUGUGGCUCCCUGUUUUGUCAUAAAGCUAGCUUUGAACGGCAUCUUAGAUCUCAGGUCCAUCAUGAGAAUCUAAAGUUUGUUAAUUACAUUAAGAACGGAAGUAAAAGAAAAGAAACUGUUUCAAUCAGCGAUGAUGAUGAUGACAAUUCUGUAGAAAUAGUGGCUGUGUCUAAAAAUGUUUAUGAUACAAAGAGAUUGGAUAGCAUUGGACCAGGUAAGCAUAAAAAAUUAAAAACGACAGAUGACAAAAGCCCUACAGUCGAUCUCAAUUUAAAGAAACAAACUAGCUCAGAGUAUGUUGAAAUAUCCGAGGAUGAUGUGGAAACAAAGAAAGUGAGGCAAGUGAAAUAUUGUGCAGUUUGCAAACAAUACUAUAGGAAAAUGAGUGCUCAUUUGAAGACGAAGAAACAUGAUGAUAUGCUGAAAGAGAAAUUGAACACCGUGAAUCCAGAGGAUGAUAGUUGCUCUGUAUAUUACUCUGACAUGGAAGAUAUGUCCAUUCAUAUAGAUGAUGACACUCAGGAUGAGGAUGACAUGGAAAUGACAGAUAAUAUGUCUCACAGCUCGGACAAGUCCGUUGUUAUUGUAUCUGACCAUGAUGGCAAUUUUGAGUAUGAAUCCGAUGAAUGCAGGGCAAUUCCAAGUGAGGAGGAUGUUACAAUGUACAUGAAGCCUGGUCUGCCAGUUAAACAUGCUGAUUACAGUUCACAUGCUAAAAUAAAGCAGGAAACUGACGGAGAUCAAGGGUCACAAAUUCAACGCAGGAUCAGAGAUAGUACUUCAAGGUUGAAAGGCGUUGAUGGAAAAAGAGAAGGUAGAAGUACAAAUGUCCCUAUUGUGGUUUCUACUUGCAAGAAAGAGAAAUGUAGUCCAACACUUUUAGUACGAAAUAUAGCGGCUGAUUUGAUGUGUAAAGAUGAACCUAUUGAUGACAGACAGAAUAUCUUUGAGAGUGUAAAACAAAAGUAUUGCAAUAUAUCGGGAUCUAAGUCAAAGAAUGAAUCUAAUGAUGAAUGUUGUAAGAGAAAUGAGUUAGUUAAAAAUAUUUCAAAUAUUAAAGAUAUAAAUAAAGUGGAAGAAAGCAAUGAGGAUAGAAUAGAUAAUGAUGCUGGUAUGUCAGAUGAAGUUGAUUUAUAUAGAGAUAUGAAAGAUGAGGAUGCUGAUGACUUUGAAAUAUUAUCAGGCACUGACUAUGAAGUGACAGAAAAUCCUUUGUUUCAUGAUGAUGUGAGUAUGGAUCAAGACUGAAAAACAGAAAAUAAUAAUACUUGAUUUGAGAAGUGAUGAAGUUUGUAUUAAGGUUUUAAAGUGGAAGAAGUUUUUAGUUUAUUCAGUUGAUUGGAUUUUGUUAACAUUUAUUGAAACCAAAAUAUCUUGGUAAGGUACUCUGAAGGUACAGUACUAGAUUAAAAUAGUUUUCAAUUGAGCAUUUGUUAAGUUAUAGUAUUGAUAUGUGAAACGAGAUAUAUUUGUUUGUGUUACUUUAUAUACUUGUAUGUGUUAUGAUAUUAAGACAAAAGUAUGUCAUAUUUUUGCACAUAGAAGAAACUGUGAUCUAACUUUGUGAUAUAAUUUCAAGUUUUAUUUUGUUUUUGGUUCUGUAAAAUUUUAGUUGUAUUAUUUGUUUUCAAAUAUAUUAUCACUGUUUUGUUGUCAUUUAUUCUUAAGUUACUCAUCACUGAUUUAACUUUGUUUUAGCCUUGUUUAUUUUUGGGGGAAAAGGGGGAGGUACACUGUUAGCAGAAAAAUAUUGCUGAUCUUGUUUUGGAAGUAUUUCUGUUCAUCAUUCUGUUCCUGAAUGAUAAGAUCAAGUUUAUUUACUGCUCCAUUUCAGGCUUCUUUAAACUAAAUAGAAAGCAAAAUAAAGAUAAAAAAACAUUACCUCUAAAAUAAAUGUGUGGAUGGAGUUUAUUCUAUUUAUAUUGAUAGGUAUAUAUAAAAAGUUGCUUUCAAAAAACAUUUUAGACUGCUUUAAGCACUUAAAAAUUACUUUAAAAAUGUAAUUAUUACAGAUUUGUUUUCUGCUAUUUUUUUGUUACUUUAUUAAAGAAUAUCUUCUGAAAGUUUUUAUCCUUUUAAAACCUCUCAAAAACAGGAGAUCUGGGGAGGUCACAGUUAUGCAUCAUUUGUGAAAAUGUGUUUUAAUGGUUAUGGAUUACCAAGUAAAUAUGGUGGUUAGAUCGGAUUCACGAUUAUUGCCAGAGACUUUCAUUGUUUACUACUUAAAACUUUAAUUGUACCAUUGUUUAAACCAAACUAAAGAACAAGGCAUUUCAUCCAAGAUAACGCUUUAUGUCUUUAUUAUAUAUAAGGUUGGUAAGAUAAGUGGAUGUUAAGGUUCAGGUAAGAAAAGUAAUUGUUAUGGUUGGUAAAGAUAAAUGGUGUAAAGGUUGGUAAGCUAAGUGCUAUUCUUACUGUUGUUGUUUUUCCCCGAUAAUGUUUUAUAUAUUGUUAUACAGUUUGUACAGCAUAUUUUAUUUUUAGGAAUUUCCAUAUUUGUUCAGUUUUGAUUUUUAUGUUUAUUCAUAUCACAAGAAUGGUUCUGUCUAAAUAUUGUUUUUCUUGUUGUUUUAUAUAUGUACAUAUAUUUGAUAUGAUCACUGGUUGACAAAAAUUGUGCAAUGACAAUAAGGUGGAAAAUCUGUAUUAUUGGUCAUCCUAAACUGUUACCUUGGUUAUAGAUUAUUUGCAUUGAAAAGCAUUUGAUGACCUCAUAACUGAUAUUGAAUUAUCAAUUACUGAGGCAUAUGUUGCAUGGAGUUGUGUAUUUGACAAAAGGUAAUAAGUUGAAAAAAAUCAGAAAAUUGAACUAUAUAUAACACUAUUAGAAAUUUUGCUGAAACAGCUUUUAAAUUAUUGAAAUAUUUUAUAAGGGAAAUUUAUAUUGACUGGUCUAAGGUGCUGUCCAUUUUAGUAUUUUGUAAAAAUAAUACAGGUUUUAGUCUUUUCAAGUAUGUACAGUUAAUUAAUGAUAAUAUUGAAAUUGCUAUGUUGUCCAGUAAUGCCAUCUAAAACUGUUAAACUGACAAUAACUUAGGUAAUUGAAAGAUUUGAUCAUAUCAUCAUUUGCUUGUUGGUUGAAAAAAAAAUGUUCUGUGCACCUGUUUAGAAUAUGUUUUACUUGUGAUUUUCAAAUAUUUUAAUGGAAAAAAAAGAAAGAAAAUAAAACAAAAAUUGUCCACUUUUUUCCAAGAUAGUUUUUACUCAGUUGUAGAUCUAUGAUAGAGAAUAACAUGACAUUGUUUAUUUAUUAAAGCAGUCCCCUUUUCAUUGACAAUCUCUUGGUAUUUGAAGAAUGUGUUCAGACAAUUUGAAUAAGUUAUACAUCUAUGUUAUUGUAGUUUACAGAAACCAAAAAUCUUGUUAGAGAAUUCUUAUGAAGAAAAUACUGUUAGAAUUCUUUGAAUAACUACUUGUACUGUGUUUUGUCUUGGAUAACCUCAUUGUUUUCAAAUAAUACAGGAGCAUAAGAUUUCAUAAUUUUAUUCACAUUUGAAGGGAGAGUUUGUCAUGGAAGGUAUCAUACUGAUUUAUUCUAUACAUAUAUUACAUAUAUAUUUUGUAUGUAUUUGCACAUUGUUUUGAUAUAUUGAUGCAGGUAGCAUAAAGUAUUUAGAUAUUGUUAAGUGUUUUGUUUCUUUUUUUAAGUUUUGAAAUUUUUGAUGUUUUACUUUUUAUAUAUUUUAUCUUUAAGCAAGAUGCUUCAUAACAAAUAAAAGUUUUAAACAUUA